AUGACUGCCUCAUUCGCAUCUUCCACCAAAAACUUAGCAAAUGGAGUGACUGGAAGCGAUGCGGAUGGCCUGGGAGUUGGAGGAGGAUGGAGUGUCUUCCCCCACCGUCUCCCGCGGGGCGCCCUCGGCCCCCAGGUGGCCUGGCGCCCCGAGAUCCCGGGCUCGGUGUCGGCGGCGGGGCUGCUGGUGGAGACGGCGUCGGGGGGCUUCACUCCGGAGGGCGGGAGAGGAGCCGCACAUUCCGCCCCAUCCCGGCUCCAGACCGUGUCCGCCUCGCUCUCUGCAACCAAGUGGACCACAGCGUUGGAAGAGAUAGAGUGA
Pipistrellus nathusii (Nathusius's pipistrelle) is the source of this 321-nucleotide messenger RNA. NCBI's taxonomy places the organism in Eukaryota, Metazoa, Chordata, Mammalia, Chiroptera, Vespertilionidae. The record is from the annotation of a GenBank genome assembly.